AUGCGUCCUUCGUACGCAAUUUUUGUGCUUUUCCUUGGCAUUUCUGCCGUAAAUGCCGCUCUUCCCAACCCCAGUGUCCGAAAUGCGUGCGGCGUAUGGACUGGCGAUCGGAUAUUUGGCGGCGUCGCUACCCAAAUCGACGAAUACCCAUGGAUGGCGUUGCUUUCGUACACUUGGCAGGAGGAACAAGUUUCCGUUUUCGGUUGCGGCGGUUCGUUGAUCGACGAAAGGCAUGUAAUUACGGCAGCGCAUUGCAUCAGUGACUCCGAUCCGAUUCUGACGGGCGUUCGUUUGGGCGAAUGGAACACGUCGUCGCCUCGUGAUUGCUUCGAACCGGAUGAUUGCGCCGAUGAUCCAGUUGACAUCCCUAUCUCGAUGAUCUUCAAACAUCCGGAGUACAAUAAAAAUGGCGGCGAAGAGAAUGACAUCGCCAUUUUGAGACUUAAGACGCCUGUGACGUACUCUUACUUCAUUAAACCGAUUUGUUUGCCAUCGGAACCCGAGUUACGGACCAAAACGAAUUACGAGGGCACGAAAUUCGUCACUGCUGGAUGGGGCCGCACUGAAAAGAAGCAACAAAGUGACGUCAAAAUGAAGACUGUGGUUGAUUUUAUGAACUUGAAUGCAUGCAACAAGGUCUACAACACGAUUGGACGACAAAUUUCGACGAAACAAUUGUGCGCUGGAGGUAAAGACAUCAAGGAUUCGUGUCAAGGUGACUCUGGUGGUCCAUUGAUGACAACUUUCACGAAAAACAAGAACAAUUACGCAUAUUUGGCUGGUUUGGUGAGUUAUGGUCCCGCCGAAUGUGGUUCCCGUGGAUGGCCUGGCAUCUAUACGCGUGUCGGAGCUUACAUCAGUUGGAUUGAAGCUUGUGUCAAUACUCCGGAUCCCGUUCAGAGACCCGUUCGUCCCACUCGUUGGCGUGGAUAA
Messenger RNA from Culicoides brevitarsis, 933 nucleotides. RefSeq names its product CLIP domain-containing serine protease HP8-like. The record is from RefSeq and is a predicted model, not a curated record. Gene Ontology annotation, biological process: proteolysis. Gene Ontology annotation, molecular function: serine-type endopeptidase activity. NCBI's taxonomy places the organism in Eukaryota, Metazoa, Arthropoda, Insecta, Diptera, Ceratopogonidae. Bases 1 to 933 code for a protein of 310 amino acids. The transcript is spliced from 2 exons.